Molecule: messenger RNA, 1473 nt
Organism: Lasiodiplodia theobromae
Lineage: Eukaryota; Fungi; Ascomycota; Dothideomycetes; Botryosphaeriales; Botryosphaeriaceae
Product: MFS transporter
Exons: 7
Coding region: 1-1473 (490 amino acids)
Biological process (GO): transmembrane transport
Cellular component (GO): membrane
Molecular function (GO): transmembrane transporter activity
Source: RefSeq, a predicted model, not a curated record
AUGGAGUCGCCUGCACAGGACCCGGAGUCCAAGUCUCCCGUCUAUGACGCCCAGCAGAGCCCUCAGGAUGCCGCCAGCCAUGCUGAGUCGGGCGAGACUCACUUGCACAUUGACCCUGCAAAGGAGACUAAGUUACUAGCAAAGCUCGAUGCUGCAUUUACUCCCGUCAUCAUGCUGGUCUACCUGUCAUGCUUUCUCGACCGUUCCAACAUUGGCAAUGUCAAGACAGCAGGUAUGCCUGAAGCCAUCGGUGCAAGUGCCCAAGAAUUCUCGACCGCCGUUUCCAUCUUCUACGCCACAUACGUUACCUUCGAGACCCCAUGGGCCGUGCUCCUUAAGAAACUUACCCCACGCAUUCUCAUGACCAGUCUCUGCGUCGUCUGGUCUCUUGUUACCAUUUUUUCCGGCUUUAUUCAGAACAUUGGCGGCCUUUACGCCACCAGGCUGAUUCUUGGAGCCUGCGAGGGUGGCCUCUUCCCCGGCCUUAACCUCUACCUGACUAUGGUUUACCGCCGCGAGGAGCAGGCCAAGCGCGUUUCCUACCUUUUCGUGUGCACGGCAAUUGCAGGCGCCUUCGGUGGGCUUCUCGCCUAUGCCAUUCUCCACAUGGAUGGUGUCGGAAAUUAUGCUGGCUGGAGAUGGGUUUACAUCAUCGAAGGCAUAUUCAGCGUACUCGUAGCCUUUGUCGUGUGGUUCGGUCUUCCGAAUGAUCCUUCGAACGCUUACUUUCUUAAUGCCGAAGAGAAGGAGAUGAUGCGUGUCCGUGCCAUCCAGCGACAGGCCUACAUGGGAAGCGAGGAAUUCGACUGGAACGAAGUCAAACUUGCUCUCAAAGACCCUAAAGUUUACCUCAGUGGCUCUAUUCAGUUCUGUCAAGAUAUCUUGCUUUACGGCUUUAGCACCUUUCUUCCGUCUAUUAUCCAGGGAAUGGGUUACAACACUCUUCAGUCUCAGUAUCUGACUAUCCCCGUCUACAUCUUUGGCGGUAUUGCUUUCUUGAGCUUUGCCUUUAUCUCGGACAAGCUGCGGAUUCGUGGUCCAUUUGUUUUCUUCGCAAACAUUUUUGGCAUCAUCGGAUACAUUCUACUCCUCACAGAUACGCCUGAAGGAGUCAAAUUCUUCGGAACCUUUCUCUGCGCCGUUGCAGUCUACAACGGGCCUGGACUCAACCUCACUUGGCUGAAUGUCAACGUAGCACCACACUACCGUCGUGCGACGGCCAUUGGUUUCCAGCAGACCAUUGGAAAUACCGCUGGUGUUGUUGCUGGCCAAAUUUACAGAAAGGCCCCUUACAAGCUGGGCAACGCAUUCUCCCUGGGUGCGCUCUGCGUUAGCCAGCUGCUUAUAGUUGGGAAAUAUCUUUACAUCAGAAAGUGUAACAACGAGAAGAAGAGAAUCGCCAACGGAGAGAUUGAAGACACCAGGAAGGUCAAGACAGGAGAUCGCGCUCUUGAUUUUGAAUACCACCUCUGA